AUGACAUCGACUUUAUGUGGCAAUUACUUUCGUAAACGUCCACCAUCAACCACAGGUAAGUGUGAAAAUCCGACACCACCACGUCCGGCCGGUGGCAAUUGUGAUCCGCAUUUCACGACACUUGACAGUUUUAACUAUACAUUCAACGGAUACGGAGAAUACACUCUUAUUCAAACAACCGAUUUACAAGUACAAGUGAGACUAGAACCAGUUGGUGCUGAAUCAGCUAGCAAUCGUGCAACAGCAAUUAUGGCAUUUGCUAUAAAAAAUGCGAAUUUUUCGACAGUGCAAUUUGAGUUAUUCCCAUCUUUAAAUACCACUGAAAUAAGAGUGAACAGUCGUCUACUAGAUUUGGAUCAAGCUCCAAUUCUGCCUUCGACGAAUAAUUUCGACAAUGACCAACUCUUGCUAACAAAAUCGAAUCUAACCAUAUACAAGAUAACCUUUGCAAAUAAUAUCAGUUUUAUUAUUCAUAUCCGCGAACAAUAUGAUUUUUUAAAUAUACUUGCAUUAUUACCACCACAUUUACAAUAUCAAGGUUUACUUGGAAAUAUGGAUAUGAACAGAACAAAUGAUUUAGUUUUUCCCAAUGGAACCAUUCUUGAUUCGGACAGUAGCGAACAGACUAUUUUCGAAUUUGGUGAAUCGUGGCGAACGACCGAGCAAACGUCUAUCUUCUACUAUUUGAGUAAUGAUAAACACGCUAAUCAUCAAAAUGCGACAUACAGACCAACAUUCACACAAGAGCUAUUUCAAAAACAUCAAAAUACGUCUCGAUUUACAACGGCUGAAGAGAGUUGUUAUCAUCUUAAAUCGACAGUAACUCAACGUCAAUGUAUUUACGAUAUUUUAAUUACAAAUGAUGCCACAAUGAGCGAAAUGCACACAAAUUUUCAAUCAAAUAUCCAAGAAUGGAAAGAAUUUGCUGAGUUCGUCGAGUUUCAAAGCCAACUAACAACGCCUGAUUUUGCCGUAAUUACAACAAACGACGAGGUUACAAUUCUGAUGUCAACUAUACCAAUAGCAACGCCAUUAGCCACAAUGAUAUCUGAAGGGGUAAAUGUUACAGCAGUAAAUCAAUUAAGUACACAUAGCACUGCACCAAUCGGUCAUUACAAUAAUCGCUUAUUUUUGGUAUUAUCAACGCUCCUGUUUUUCUACUACAUUUAA
Didymodactylos carnosus is the source of this 1170-nucleotide messenger RNA. NCBI's taxonomy places the organism in Eukaryota, Metazoa, Rotifera, Eurotatoria, Philodinida, Philodinidae. The record is from the annotation of a GenBank genome assembly.